This is a messenger RNA of Solanum verrucosum, 1511 nucleotides long. RefSeq names its product pentatricopeptide repeat-containing protein At2g20710, mitochondrial-like. Lineage: Eukaryota; Viridiplantae; Streptophyta; Magnoliopsida; Solanales; Solanaceae. The transcript has 2 exons. The record is from RefSeq and is a predicted model, not a curated record. Bases 33 to 1463 code for a protein of 476 amino acids. Gene Ontology annotation, molecular function: protein binding. Gene Ontology annotation, cellular component: mitochondrion.
CCCAAAUUUAUUUCUUCUUCGUCUUCUCCAAAAUGAAGCUUUCUUUCUCUGCCUUAUGGAAACAAAAUCCAAUACAUUUUCAGAGAACCAUAAUCAACCGUUUCUAUGGAACAACAUCUACUAAACAAGAUAAAAAUCAGAAGCGUGACUGGGUUUUCGCAAGAAUUGCACCUUUAGGUAGCCCAGACGUGCCUAUGGUUCCCGUACUGGAACAAUGGGUUGAAGAAGGAAAAACAGUGGUGAAAUCCGAGCUUCAGUGGAUUAUCAAAAGAUUAAACAGCUACAAAAGAUACAAACAUGCCCUUGAGGUGUCUCAUUGGAUGACAGACAGAAGAUAUUUCCCCCUCCAACCUGCUGAUGUUGCAGCACGAAUCAACCUAAUGAAUAAAGUUAAAGGUCUAGAAGAGGUUGAAAAAUACUUCAAUAGCAUUCCACAGAUUCUGAGACGCCCUGAGGUGUAUACUGCUCUUCUCAAUUGCUAUACCAAUGAGCAGUCUGUAGAGAAAGCUGAGGCCAUAAUGCAACAACUAAGAGAUAUGGGGUUUGCUAAGGGUACAUUGUGCUACAACCAUAUGAUGAACCUCUAUUAUAAAACAGGAACAUGGGAGAAAAUGGAUAAUAUGAUGAAUGAAAUGGAGCAGAAGGGCGUAAAUUUUGAUGAGUUCACUCUCACAAUACGAUUAACUGCAUAUGCUGCUGCUGGAGAUUCUGAGGGAAUGGAUAAAAUAUUAGCGAUAAUGGAAUCUGAUAAGCAAAUCAUUUUGCACUGGGAUACUUACAGUAUUGCAGCAGAGUUGUAUUUGAAAGUUGGGCAGGUGGAAAAAGCUCUAGAGUUGCUGAGUAAACUUGAAAGCAUGAUUUUGACUCGUGAGAAAAGGAAUGGUGCAUAUAAUUGUUUGUUAAAACUGUAUGCGGAAGCUGGAAAGAAAGAAGAGGUGCACCGAGUGUGGGAUUUGUAUAAGCAGAACAUGAGAAUUCUUAAUAAAGGUUACAUUACUGUGAUGAGCGCAUUAAUGAAAUUUGGUGAUACAGAAGGAGUUGAGAAGAUCUUUGAGGAAUGGGAAUCUGAAGCUUUGUCCUAUGAUUUCCGUGUUCCAGAUGUUUUGAUUCGCAGUUAUUGUAGAAAUGGUCUUCUGGAGAAGGCUAAGGCCCUAAUGGACAAAGGAAUAUCAAAAGGGGGUGUUCCAUGGGUCACCACAUGGUGUCACUUGGCAAAUGGAUACAUACGUGAAGAUCUAGUCCCAGAGGCUGUAGAAGCAUUGAAGAAGGCCAUCUCAAUAUGCCCGCCUAAUUAUAAACCUAGCAAGGAGACCUUCGCUACAUGUGUAAAAUACUGGGAAAAGCAGGGAAAUGUGGUUAACGCAGCGGAUUUUGUGAGGUCUUUAGAACAGGACCAUAUCUUCUCACCAGUUUUUCGUGACAAGUUGUUGUGCUUUAUUAAGGAAGAAAAACUUCAAACCUAAGCGACACAGCUUGUAUUGAAUCAACUGAUUUGAGCGACUCUCACAAGG